AGGCUGGCGGGGAGAGGGGUCGAGGGGCGCCCGGACUUGGGGCCGCCCCUGCGUCCCGCGGCUGGGCUGCGGCUCUCCCCGGCGGCUGCUGCUCCCUGCGGACUCGCUGCCGGCCGGGUCGGGGUUCCCGGAGACGCGCCCCACCCUGCCCCUCCCCACCUGGCUCAGGGCUCAGGAAUGCUGUACCCCGGAAACGCGGCCCGACCUGCCCGGCCUGGGGGCCUGGGGUACGGUGCCGGCCGCUGGGCGUCAGCGGGGCAGAAGUCCUAGGCAGUGCCUGGGUGAGCCCAGAUGGGCAGCGGGAGGCCUUGCAGGCUGUGCCCAGGCUCUGAGCUGCCCUAGGGCGGCAGACAGGCUGGGCGUGGGUCCUAGACAUGGCCCAGCCACUGAACUUUGUCCUCCAUGUUCCCGAGACCCCAGAGGACCACGGCUCAUCCAGGAGCAGAGCCGGUGGGUGGCUGAGGAGGGGCUGGAGCUGCAGGAGCGGGAGCGGGGGGCCGGAGCCCCCCAGACCACAGGCAGCGGCAGCCGGAUCCCACCGGGGCCAGAGGAUGCCGGGGCUCCCAGCACAGCCACGCUCCGCAUCUUGGCCAGCAUGCCCAGUCGCACCAUUGGCCGCAGCCGCGGGGCUAUCAUCUCCCAGUACUACAACCGCACGGUCCAGCUGAGACGCCGGGUCAGCCGGCCUGAGCUCAGGGGUGUGGGGCGCUCGGCCCGGCCCAGCCUCCGCCUCUACGACCUGGAGCUCGACCCUGCGGCCCUCGAGGAGGAGGAGAAGCGGCUCCUGCUGGUGAAGGAGCUGCAGGGCCUGACGGUGGCCCAGCGGGACCACAUGCUCCGGGGGAUGCCCUUGGGCCUGGCCGAGAAACGCUGCCUGCGAGAGGAGAGCCGGACCCCGAGGGGGAAGCGGCAGGGCCGGCCUGGCCGGCGUGGGCUCCUCUCCUGCUGUGGCCGGCUCCGAGACGCCUGCGUCCUGGCCCUGCACGGCCUGGGGCUCGCGCUGCUCUCGGGCCUGCUGGCCCUGAUGCCCUGGCGCUAUGCCCUGAAGCGGAUCGGAGGCCGGUUCGGCUCCAGCGUGCUCUCCUACUUCCUCUUCCUCAAGACCCUGCUGGCCUUCAACGCGCUCCUGCUGCCGCUGCUGCUCGCCUUCCUGGUGGGCGUGCAGGCCGCCUUCCCGCCGCCCGCCUCCCCGGGCUCUGCCCCCAGCUUCACGGGCCUGGAGCUGCUCACGGGCGGGGGCAGCUUCAACCACACUGUCCUGUACUACGGCUACUACAGUAACAGCUCGCUGAGCCGGCCGUGUGCGCUCCCGCCGGGGCGUCCGUGCGGCCGCGAGGCCGAGAGCCUGCCCUACAACAUGCCCCUGGCCUACCUCUUCACGGUGGGGGUGGCCUUCUUCAUCACCUGCAUCACGCUGGUGUACAGCAUGUCCCGCUCUUUCGGGGAGAGCUACCGGGUGGGCAGCGCCUCAGGGGUUCAUGCUGUCACCGUCUUCUGCUCCUGGGACCACAAGGUGACUCAGAGACGGGCCUCCCGCCUCCAGUGCGACAACAUCCGAACCCAUCUGAAGGAGCUGCUGGCGGAGCGGCAGCGGCGGCAGGGCCCCCGGAGCGCGUGCGGGCGGCUGCGGCAGGUGGCCGUGCUGGGGCUGGUGUGGCUGCUCUGCCUGGGGACCACGGUGGGCUGCACCAUGGCCGUCUACGCCUUCUCGGAGCUCAUGAUCAAGAGCCCAGUGUCCGCUGAUCAGGAGGGGGCACUGCUGGCCCUGCCCAUGGUGGUCUGCCUCCUGAACCUGGGGGCCCCCUACCUGUUCCGCUGCCUGGCGGCCCUGGAGCGGCAGGACUCCCCGGUCCUGGAGGUGUACCUGGCCAUCUGCAGGAACCUCAUCUUUAAGAUGGCCAUCCUGGGCAUCCUCUGCUACCACUGGCUGGGCCGCAGGGUGGGCACCCUGAAGGACCAGUGCUGGGAGAACUUCGUGGGCCAGGAGCUCUACCGGCUCACGGUGCUGGACUUCAUCUUCGUGCUGCUGGACACGCUGUUCGGGGAGCUGGUGUGGAGGCUCAUCUCUGAGAAGAAGCUGAAGAGGAGGGAGAAGCCAGAGUUCGACAUUGCCGGGAAUGUCCUGGAGCUGAUUUACGGGCAGACCCUGACCUGGCUGGGGGUCCUCUUCUGUCCUCUCCUCCCCGCCGUCCAGAUCAUCAAACUGCUGCUCAUCUUCUACGUCAAGAAGACCAGCCUGAUGGCCAACUGCCAGGCGCCCCGCAGACCCUGGCUGGCCUCCCACAUGAGCACCGUCUUCGUCUCGCUGCUCUGCUUCCCCUCCUUCCUGGGAGCCGCCGUCUUCCUCUGCUACGCUGUGUGGCAGGUGAAGCCUUCCAGCACCUGCGGCCCCUUCCGGACCCUGGACACCAUGUACGAGGCGGGCAAGGUGUGGGUGCACCGCCUGGAGGCGGCGGGCCCCCGGGUCUCCUGGCUGCCCUGGGUGCACCGGUACCUGGUGGAGAACACCUUCCCCGUCUACCUGGUGUCAGCCCUGCUGCUGGCCGUGAUCUACCUCAACAUCCAGGUGGUGAAGGGACAACGGAGGGUCAUCUGCCUCCUCAAGGAGCAGAUCAGCAACGAGGGGGAAGACAAAGUCUUCUUGAUCAACAGGCUUCACUCCGUCUACGAGAGGAAGGAGAGGAACAGGGUUGGUAGAAGCCAGGAGACCGAGAGGCUGGUGGACGAUCCGGACGUCUGGUAGGAUGCGACAGGCAUGGAGGCUCCGCGUCUGCUCACAGGUGCGGCCUGGGCCUGGGCCGCCCUCCGUUCCCCUGGCCCUGUAGGUGCGGACGCCGACCAGGGACUCUGCAGUGCACCGAGGCCGGCACUGGAGGACGCUGGGCAAGUGGUGGGGGGCACCCGUGGACGGUGUCCUGCGGGGACUAUUUAUUCUGAUAAAACGUGUUUUGUAAGAUGA
Molecule: messenger RNA, 2959 nt
Organism: Mustela erminea (ermine)
Lineage: Eukaryota; Metazoa; Chordata; Mammalia; Carnivora; Mustelidae
Gene: TMC6
Product: transmembrane channel like 6
Exons: 21
Coding region: 596-2743 (715 amino acids)
Cellular component (GO): plasma membrane
Molecular function (GO): mechanosensitive monoatomic ion channel activity
Source: RefSeq, a predicted model, not a curated record